This is a messenger RNA of Dinoponera quadriceps, 3465 nucleotides long. RefSeq lists its product as uncharacterized. The record is from RefSeq and is a predicted model, not a curated record. The coding region runs from base 1 to 1950 and encodes 649 amino acids. The transcript is spliced from 6 exons. Lineage: Eukaryota; Metazoa; Arthropoda; Insecta; Hymenoptera; Formicidae.
AUGAAACCCUCAGCUAUGCAAGAAAGCGGUGGAUAUGGGGCAGACGUGUCUGGGAACAGGCUCUCUGAUGGUGUAGACAAGACCAAAAUCGGCGUUACCAAUGAUGCUUACUCGGAAGACAACAGUAACAUAAGGGAGGAGAGCUCUAUGAUAUCCAAUCUUCCCCUCUUGUUUGCCAAUGGUCAUCCCACAUCCCUGGAGAAGAUCACAAUGGUGCAGCUGGAGCGCUUUAUAUCCUUCAUGGUUCAUUGUUCGUUGGGGCACGACACCACGAAAAUUAUUAACCAACCUCAGUGGUGGCCUCAGGACGUUAAGUUUUCAAAUCCACUGACAAGACCCAAGAAGAUCAAUGAUAACUGGAUGGCGAAUCUGAAGAAAUUAGUUUUCCGUUGUUAUACGUACCACAGAAGCGAGUAUUUGCUGCGUUUUUGUUCCUACCUGGCCCGAUACCCACACGAAGAGCUGCAGUACGUCAAUAAUUGGGACUCGACGACUAGUUUGUAUCACAAAAGCACCGGAAAGCUCUUAGUGACGUUCCGUAAUGAGAACAUGAAUUAUGACAAGAAGAACGAAAGCUCGCGGAGAACGUUGUUGUCUCACAAUGCAACUUCACCCGGAUACGGUAACAAGGUCAAGCAACAGAAUACUCCCAUGAUGGUACAACCACCAUGCGACGACAUUUAUCUGUGCGACAAUUGCGACGCCGAGUUCGUCGGUCUUACGAAGAUGAAGGAGCACGAGAAGAUAUGUGGUGAGCAAGAGAACGGUGGUAGUGGCUCGCGAUCCUCCACGCCUGAUUUGUCCGUGGUCGAGCCCGAGCGACAGCAGCAUCAAUUUCUAGAGUACUUUAAUUUGAGAUCAAUUGAGACUGAAGCUAAGCCGCCUGAUGUGAUUAACACGGCCGAGACUGACAACGGUAUCGUUAAACGAACGUCCCGGCGCGUCAGAGGUUCCCUCAAUUUCGCUAGAUGCGCCAGCAUCCCGUUCUCGUCGCCCGCCGGUUUGGUAUUGGCGAAGAAGUCCAAGAUAAUGACCCAGGAGACGCAGCAAGAACGACUGGACCGAAUAGAGAGACACGUUAUCGCGCCAGUAUUAAACAGUACUUGCAGACCAAAGUGGUUGGACGCCGAACCGGACUACGACAGAUGGGUGGUCACGUACAAGCCAAGCCGAGAUAAGCCGAACGACGAUUACGUCCAUCAAUAUAGAUUCGUGAAUUCAUCCAAAUACAAGCCAGCUCUGAGUAUAGAGGCACAACUGCUGUACGCUGCGUGUCAACCCAUUUACGUCGUUCUUACUCGACUGAGUGAAAAGCAGAUCGAGAAGCUGCAGCAGGACCCCUCGCAAUAUCAACCUCCGAACCUCGCGCGGGAGGUUAAGUUAACGAGAAGAAAAGCGGGGCCGGCUUGCAAGACGAAGUCGCGACCGGUGGCUAACGCACAAAACGCGUCGCUGUCUGCGAAGCGCAAAGCGUCGCUGGGAAACGAGUCCGAUCCGAUCGUCGUCGAGGAUGACGAGGUCAGCGCAUCGUUGACGGUGAGCACUAGAGGGGCUUUGACUGCGUCCACCGAUGUGAGGUCACCUUCCGCGUUCAAGACGGAAGAUCUUACGAAGCCAGUCAGAGAGAAGAAGUCGUGUCCAACGAGUUCGAUUAUGCUGAUCGAUCUUUGCUCGUCCGACGAGGAGGAGGAUCGGCGUACUUUGACGCCGACUUGCGACGAAAAUAGGGAUCCUAUGAGCUCCACGGAGCCCUCGAUCACGAGGUCCUUUCUGCGAAAAGUCACUUCGACCAAACACUACGCGAAACCUCAUCCCGUGCCCUCGCCAACGGAUCGGUUAUCCAGUAACGUGCUGAACGAGGAUAGGAAAGAAAAUUGUACGAAUAAAUCCCGAACUGGUGUAUUGAACGAGUACGCACACCUUUCUCCUGUUCUCAGAUCAGCACCGUGAAUAUAUCGGCUCCGCCUGAGGGCUGAGGAACCCUUAAGAUUAUGUCUUUUGUGCGUUGUCAUCUAUGUACAUUGUUUACCUUCGUAUUUAUUAUUCUACCAAUCGAACGGAUAACGAAGUCACGUUAGACAGUCCGUAUCAUCAUCAUUAUGAUUUCGGUUUCGGUGGGUAAAGCUUGCGAGUUGCGAUAUAUGGACGAAAGAGGAACCAUUGCGUUAAGUCGUAUCACGUUUGAAGGCUCCCAAGUAUUCGGAUGUUUGAUUAUCCGGAUAUCCGCCAAAUCCGUCCCGAUCCGAAAACUUAAAACUGCACUAUUGACCGGAUGGUCCCGGUCAUCCAAGUUUGAAUCUAGGUUCAGACUAGAAUCGAGAACUAGAUCCAGAAAUAAGUUUGGAUUCGGUUAAAGAUCGGCUUGCCAUUAAGUUGUUAAACAUUGAUAUUCGAUGUAUGUUGUUGAAUUUUUCAGACAGAUCUGCAAACGUAGGUUCGGAUUUGGCUUCGAUUAUUUCUUAGAAAGCCCGAGCCUUCUCAGACAACCCGAGAUUUAAGCGUUGUAUUUAUCCAUUGUCCGAAUAAUCGGAUAUCCGGAUAAUAUCAGGUGCGAACGAAUCUUGAAGUUCUAGCUGGGAGAUCAUAGAGAAUACAAGAUUUCCCACAAUUCGCAAUUAUUUAACAAUGAACUUUCAUGAUAGGCUCUCUAGGAAAUUUGAAAAUAUUCAAAUAGGUUAUCGUUUAAUGCAACAUUCUCCGAUUAUAUAAACGUUACAGGUUUCCUUAAGCAAGUUUUACAGUACUACAAAAAAAAUCUUAAAAACGUGAACAUAUAAAACUAAAAACAUAAAUAAUGUUAAUAUUAAUCAAUAAUAUUGUUAUCAUGUUUUCGUAACAUUAUCGAGCCACUGAAAGAGAGAAAGAGAUACUAUCUCUUUUCAAGACUUGUAAUUAGUAAACUUGUAAUUGUUUUGAUACCUCUAAGGAGAAAUCGACUUCAAGAAAUCACCAGAGAAUCUGUUACACACUUAGAUUGCGGGUUGUGAGACACUCUAUGCAUACAGAUCCGUUAUGUGUAUAGUCCAGAAUACAUUUAGUUUGUUACAUACGCCCGCUAUUAUAACUAUUAAUAGGAUUAAGGCUCGAUUUAAGUAGAUAUAAGUCGAAGUAUGUACACACGUUAAGUAACAGAACAGGAUAUAUGAGCGCACUUUUUAAUACGUCCCGCACAGUGAAAUUUACCGGAAUCUGACAGAAGAGAGAACCAGACAAAUUAAUCAAGGCAAUUUGGCUUACACGGGUAUAUAUAUAUAUAUAUAUGUUAUUGUACAACAAGAGAGAAAAUUCGUCUUUCCUUGUAAUUGCGAAAAGUUGCGUAACGAAGAAAAAAAAAAAGCCUCAUAUUUGUUUGUUAAAACUGCUACAGCCGUAUAGCGGAAGUAUGUAAAUACAUAUGUUACUCAUCUGGACGAGAAGAUACAGUUCACGCAGUUUAUAAUACAUAUAUUCAUUUACAUUCUUCAA